This is a messenger RNA of Alternaria rosae, 4737 nucleotides long. RefSeq lists its product as uncharacterized. The transcript has 5 exons. Gene Ontology annotation, molecular function: protein binding; sterol binding. Gene Ontology annotation, cellular component: Golgi membrane; endoplasmic reticulum membrane. Bases 1 to 4536 code for a protein of 1511 amino acids. Gene Ontology annotation, biological process: SREBP signaling pathway. The record is from RefSeq and is a predicted model, not a curated record. NCBI's taxonomy places the organism in Eukaryota, Fungi, Ascomycota, Dothideomycetes, Pleosporales, Pleosporaceae.
AUGGCGAAAACGAAACCUACCGAUCGCAAGGCAAAGAAGAGCGCAAAGAGCGGUGCAGUAAAAGAGUCGAAAAAACCAAAGGCGUCACCGGAAGAACUUUUGAUUCAAGCCGCUACCUUUCUACAAACAUCACAACCCGAAGAAGCGCUGGUCGCCGCACGAAGAGCCCUCAACCUACUCCAGCCCGGCACGUCGAAACCCACUGCUGCAGUGCUACCUGCACUGAACCUCCUCGGCGAGAUCAAUGUCGAACUGGGCGAUCCAGACUCUGCGCGCGAGGCCUUCCAAGCAGCGAUUGUAAUCGACCCAGAAGGCGCGAACGAUGGCGCUGAGAAAUUCCUAUGGCUAGCACAAUUAAACGAGGAGGGAGGCGCUGAGAGUGUGCGGUGGUUCGAGAAGGGCAUUGAAGUGCUGAAGAGGGAGAUCAGCGAGCUGGAAGGCAAACGGGUGAAGAAGGACGAAGUCGAGGAGCUGCUAGAAGAGAAAAGGCAAAAGAUAGCGAACUCGCUCUGUGGUAUUGCUGAAGUCUACAUGACGGAUCUGUCCUGGGAAGAAGAUGCCGAGGCGCGAUGCAACGCUGCCGUUACUGAAGCACUACUUUUCGCACCCGAAAACCCAGAACCCUUACAAACGCUCGCAUCAAUACGCAUCUCGCAGCUCAAGCCCGACGAAGCCAAAUCCGCACUGACACGGAGCAUGGAUCUUUGGAAAGACCUCGACCCAGACAAUCCCAAGGUCCCAGACUAUUCGACUCGCAUCAGUCUGUCACGCCUGCUCAUGGAAGCUGAGAUGGAAGACGAGGCGAUUGAAGUGUUGGAGCGGUUAGUGGGCGAGAAUGACGGCAGUGUCGAUGCUUGGUAUCUGGGCGGUUGGUGCCUGCACCUGCUGGCGGGAAAGCAAAAGACCGAAGGAGAGGAGAAGGUUGCGACAUCACUACUGCGUGCCAGUCGCGAUUGGCUGGAGAACUGCCUCAAGCUCUACAACAUGCUAGAGUGGGAGGACGAGCGUCUGAAGGAGCACGCUGAUGAGAUAUUGAAGGAGCUCAACGACGUACUCGGCCCCUCUACCGGCGAGGAAGAUGAGGACUGGGAAGACGCGGAUGAGGAGAUGGAUGAUGAUGACGAUGACGACAAUGAGAAGAUGGACGGCACUACCACUGAACCACCACGGCUCGACACCUCGCACCCCAUCCGCCGCGCUUUCCAGGCCCACGGCACCGCCACCGCCCGCCAUUGGCUGCUCUCCAUUGUCCUGACCAUCACCAUCUCCGUCCUCCUCUGCUACCAGGCCGUCUUCCAGGCCGACAGCUCGGCCGCCGCUGCCCUCCGCAAUCUGCCCAAGCAUGUCUGGACAUCGACCACCGAGGUCGAGGGCGAGCGCCCCGCCGAUGUCGUGGUGCGCCAGGUCUGGGUGCAUGGCGACUACAUGAAUGCAAUUGCCCUGCCGGUGCUGCGCGAAGCUAUGCAUGUCCAGGAAGUGCUUAUCAACGGCGGGUUGGAUACGCGAGAGAGCGCUGCGUACGACGACCAGCACAUGCUCCAGCGCGAUGCUCCGGGCUGUCUUGUCGCACCCGCUGGAGAGAAGUGGGGUUGGCACUCGCCGCUGAUGUACUGGAACUGCUCGCUCGGCGCGCUGGAGAAAGACGACAACCUUCUCGAUACCAUUAACGCCCAUAAUCGCAUUCGCUCGGCACUCAAUGUCACCCUGCGCCCGAGCACCGUCUUUGCCGGCAAAUCCUUCUCAGCCACCAAACUUCGCGCCGCGGAUGCGUUGGUUAUCACGCUGUUCGACCAGACCAACUCGAGCUUGGGAGAUACUUGGGACUCACGGUCGCGCCUUCUGGCUGAAAAGCUGUCUCCAGACUGGUCCAUCUUCCCACCCGACGGCCAGGUCGGGCGAAGUCGACUCUACGAGUUCCGGUUCAAGCCGAUGACUUUGAACGACGACUUGUUCUUAGCAGCGUCCUACCUAGUGACCGCAGUUUAUGUCAUAUGGAGAAUGAUGCAGCUGCGAGCAGUCAAGAGUUGGUUUGGUCUGCUUGUAACCAUAUGUGCCAAGAUGUCCAUAUGCGUCAUCGCCAGUUUCACACUCUGUACCUAUCUUGGAAUUGAUUUAGCGCGAAUACCCCGCCCAUGGUUUCCUGGAGUUGUCUUUUGUUUUGGAUUGGGCAAUAUAUUUCGUUUGAUCAAUGUCGUCCUCGAGACACCCCCGGAGAUGCCCCCUCACCAGCGAAUCGGAAAUGCGCUUGGUGAAGUCGGUCACCUAUCCCUUGCUAUUGCUUUUCAGAAUUUGGCCCUCUUGUACAUUUGUUCCCGCCUAGUUUCACCCUGGGUAGCCGACUUUUGCGUCUUUGCUGCCGUCACUCUGGUGUUCGACCUUGUUUUCCACUUGACCUUCUUUGUCGCUGUUCUCAGCGUCGACGUGCAGAGAAUGGAACUCUCGGACUCACUGGACCGUGCCGAUCUCACUCAGAAUAACAAGAAGGGAGCAGAACGACAGUCUUGGCUUGGGGCGUUGUUGGAAGGUACCCUACCCCUCAGCACGCGCUUUGCUGGCACAGUCGCGAUCUGUUCCAUUAUUCUCGCUAUCAACUGGCACUUUUUCGAUAGUGAUGGCAAGCAAUUGUCCAUUGAUACGCUUCGCCAAAAUCUCACAAUCAGGAAACGGAGACGUACCCCUGACAGCACAUGGAGCCCACCACCAAUCAAUCAGGCUAGGACCCCCGCUGACUGGCUUAGGAUCCAAGAUCACAAUACUGCCCGGGAACUGUUUGGUUUCAUCAAGCCAGGUGCUUCGAGCUUCGUAGCUCGUAUCUACGACCCCAUCCUCGUGGUUGCGAAAGGGGCAUACGGGCGCGACCGACCUCAGCCGCCGCUGUCUUUCACCGAUGGAGUUCGCCACUUUGCGCAAGGACAUGCGUUUCCGGUAGCCUUGCUUGUCGUUACGUUUAUCGCGGCUGUAACAUUAUUCAUGAACUAUCUUCUCUGGACUGGACUUCCGAAAACUUCUGAAGAGACUGAAGAUGACGAAGUCACAUUGUCUAUCAAGACAUUGCCAACGCCGCAGAACCUCGACGUUGUGCAAUUGGCCUCUUGCUCGAGAGGACAUCUUGCUAGUAUAUCUCUCGACCGGAGUACCGCACUGUGGCUACAUGGCCGCGGGGGAUAUUUGCACACAACGCUGCAAACAGCAACGAUGAAGCCAAAGCUCUGGCCCAUAUAUGCUACGGCUAUGGACGAUGGUGGCAACAUCCUUGCGAUCUGUGCAGACACCGCAUCACGGUUCCUUCUGUUUCCCAAGAUCGAUAUUCGUGGACAGGCGCCCGUUUUGUUUACCUUUGCCUACCUCAAGACACGUUUAGAUGUCGAAAAGCUCUACCUUAUCAUCAUCACACCAGACGGACACCUGACCAGGCUCGAAGCACGCACAGGCAUCCACUAUACCAGGCGCAUAUCAAGCAGUCCCAUCGUCUGCACCACAACUUACACCUCACUCAAGGGCGACACCAGCGUUGUGUUCGUAACGAAGCCUGGCGAAGUCCACAUCCUGCCGCUUGUGGAGGAGUGCAAUAUGAUGUCCGAGGUAGUCGCCGGUCUCGACCCCGGGCCACCUCCAGGCAGCAAUCCCGCAAAGAUCCGAUGCAUAGAGGCUGUUCCCAGUCUAGGCCUUAUUUUCGCACUCCGCGACGAGGAAGCUGAGAUAUUCGACUUCACGAGCCGAGCGCUCGUACACUCUUUCCAGAUCGGUCACGUCAAGCCGCACUCCUUCAGGGUCUUGUAUCCUAUGCGACGAACAUGUCAAUGUGGAGCUCCAACAGUGAACUCACUUGCUGUCGCAUACACAGAGCAGGACACAGACCACAUGAUCAUGCAGAGCUUCUCCCUCGACGACAACACGUCGUCACAAAUAUGUCUCGGAAAACCGCUGGACAGAGAGAAGCACAGAUGCCGGGGGCUUGAUCAUGCGAAGGAGGCAGUGUAUUAUGUCGAGCCUGUCGGAGCCUGGGAGGCGACAGAUGCGCUCAGUGUCGUGGGGGUCAGGAGGUGUUUACAAUCACCUACGCCAUCAUCCACGACUUCAGGCACGGAUGAAUCUAGUCAAAGCGUGGAUCCCGUGGCGCUCGCGUCGGCGCUCAAGCAGCGAGCUCAAAACCAAGGCAGUCCGAAGGCCACCAAAUCCUUAAGGGGGGUCUUUGCAAAGGGCAGUCGAAGAGGCUUCGUUGGCGACACCGACACAUGGGAGGCCUGGACACUCUCAAGCACAGGCGAGUUUCGCUCACGACCACUCGUUCCGGAUAACCUUGACGGCACCACAGUGGUCCCUUAUGAAGACGAGCUUUUUGUAACAGAUCCUGGCCCGAUGACUAGACUAGGGAAGCGAAGCGUAGUCGUCGGCUUUGGCAACACUGUGAAGGUUAUCACUUUGGGUAAAGAAUCGUUCGAUGGCUUGACAAACCUCCAGAGUAACGCAAUGGAUAUUGGCCUUGGGUCGUACAAGUGGAGGGCCCGCAGAGGUACUGGCAGGAAAGUACAGUGAGUAUUUGCAUAUGUUUGGCGUAACGGUACAGGUGGGCUCGGGCUCUGGGUGGUGGGUGUGAUCUACGUGCAACUUCAGCUCUGGUGUUAGACUACGGAUAUACCCUAUGCGCAGUAAGCGCGGCGUUUUCAGUGAGGCUCUUCCGGCCUUGGCCUCCGUGGGGAAAUUAGCAAUGUACUAUAUGAUUGAUCAUUCGCAGCG